AUGGAGUGGCAUUUUGCGGAGCUUCAAAGCCAGCGGCCACAAGCUGACCAUGAAUCCUGCAUUCCAUCAAUAGACAUUCAUUUGGCAGAAAUGACCGAUUUCUACCAUCGACAUAAAAAAAGUGGGCGUAUUGUUGCCAUUGGCGAGCUUGGCUUGGGUUUGAGGCUUCAACUGAACGCUAAUCUCUUAGACUACGAUCGCCUCCAGUUUUCCUCAAUUGACAUCCAAAAAAAGUACCAGUUGACUUUUUACCACCUGCUAGAAAUCAUUGUUCGCAAUCGAAAAAGAUUUACUUACGGCGUUUUGCACUCAUUUACCGGCACUGAAGACGAAGUUAAGACUGCCCUAGAGCUUGGCCUCCACAUUGGGUUGAAUGGCUGCUCGCUCCGACAACCAGAGAAUGCCCCUUGGUGCCUGCUUAAGCGAUCCAGUGCCGGUGUUCAGUUUUACACGCAACAUCUUAAUGGUCACCAAACGGUAGACAUUGAUCAUGAUUCCGAUAAAGAAGCCGUUGCCGAAGGAUUACGCUCCAUCUCAGCCCUGCAAAAGGAUCCCUCAAAAUGGAGCUCAGAUUAUUUUAUCAAAGGCCGAAAUGAACCUGCGCUGAUAAGGUAUUGUCUGCUAGUUAAUGUAGUGAUGUCGGACGGAUUGUCGCAUUGA
This is a messenger RNA of Mitosporidium daphniae, 660 nucleotides long. Its product is annotated as deoxyribonuclease TATDN1-like protein. The coding region runs from base 1 to 660 and encodes 219 amino acids. The transcript is spliced from 3 exons. Gene Ontology annotation, cellular component: cytosol. Gene Ontology annotation, molecular function: 3'-5'-DNA exonuclease activity. NCBI's taxonomy places the organism in Eukaryota, Fungi, Microsporidia. The record is from RefSeq and is a predicted model, not a curated record.